AUGAAUGCCAUCAAUAGUGCAGAGUGGAGGAUCAGGAUGGCUGGUGGCUCGUUCGAAAAUUUGGCACCAGAAUCAAGCCUAGUCACAAGAAUGUAUCUUUCAUUCGAACGAUUCUUGAAAAAUUUGAUCUUGAUAGUCAGGAGAUUCUUGGAGAAAUCAUGGAACAUAGGAAAGAAUGAACCAAGGAAGGUGAUCCAUUGUCUUAAAGUUGGAAUAGCUCUAAGCGUUGUAUCGUUGUUUUAUUAUAUGAGACCUUUGUAUAAUGGUGUUGGAGGAACUGCAAUGUGGGCUGUUAUGACUGUUGUUGUGGUUUUUGAGUACACUGUGGGAGCAACACUAUACAAAUGCUUAAACAGAGCUACUGGUACUUUUUGUGCUGGAUUUCUUGCUAUAGGGAUCCAUUGGAUUGCUAAUCAAUCAGGCAAAAGAUUUGAGCCUAUAAUUAUGGGAGUUUCUAUUUUCAUAUUAGCCUCAGCAGCAACUUUCACAAGGUUCAUUCCUGCAGUGAAAGCGCGGUUUGAUUAUGGCACUAUGAUCUUCAUCCUGACUUUCACAUUGGUUUCAAUAUCUGGAUAUCGAGUUGCAAAUUUGUUGAACAUGGCUCACGAGAGAGUAUCAACGAUCAUCAUCGGUGCUUCCUUGUGUGUUAUUACAAGCAUUCUCAUAUUUCCCAUAUGGGCUGGUGAAGAGCUCCAUAAACUUGUCAUUAGUAACUUGGAAAAGCUAGCAGAGUCCUUAGAUUGUUGUGUAGCUGAAUUUUUUAGUGACAGUGAAGACACAACAACAAAUCCUAAGAAAAUGCUAGCUUUCAAGUGUGUGUUGAAUUCAAAGGCCUCUGAAGAGACAAUGGCUAACUUUGCUAGAUGGGAGCCUGCUCAUGGACUUUUCAACUUUCAACAUCCAUGGGGAAAAUACCUUAAGAUCAGCGCGUCAAUGCGCAGUUGUGCCUGUUGCAUUGAGGCACUAACUAGCUGCAUUAAUCAAAAAGAUCAGGCUUCUGAGUUGUUAAAGAAUCAGCUUACUAACACUUGCCAACAAGUAAGUUCAAGUACAAGUGAGAUACUGAAUGAGUUGGCUUUAAACAUGAAAACAAUGAGAAAAUCCUCCAGGAUGGAUAUGUUAAUACAAGAAAAGAAUAAUGCGAUUCAAGAACUAGAAACUCUUAUGGAACAACUUUCAGGAUUACUUAUUAUUCAGCCAAAUAAUGUAAAGGAUGAUCAAGAAAAGCCAGAUAUAAGAACAAGUAGUACUAAUGUUAUCCCUCUGGUUGAAAUCAUACCAACUGCAACAUUUGCUUCGUUAGUGAUUGAAAUUGCCACGAGGAUCGAAGUGGUUGUUGAUGUUGUUGAAGAAUUAUCAAAACUGGCAAAAUUCAAACUUGAGGAUGCUGAUAUGAUGAUCAAACAGAACAAAGCAGUCAUCAAGAAUAUCAUAAACUAG
Solanum stenotomum is the source of this 1440-nucleotide messenger RNA. Its product is annotated as aluminum-activated malate transporter 10-like. The transcript has 6 exons. Lineage: Eukaryota; Viridiplantae; Streptophyta; Magnoliopsida; Solanales; Solanaceae. Bases 1 to 1440 code for a protein of 479 amino acids. Gene Ontology annotation, biological process: malate transport. Gene Ontology annotation, cellular component: plant-type vacuole membrane. The record is from RefSeq and is a predicted model, not a curated record.